Messenger RNA from Harpia harpyja (harpy eagle), 1033 nucleotides. RefSeq names its product histone H2A.J. The record is from RefSeq and is a predicted model, not a curated record. Gene Ontology annotation, molecular function: structural constituent of chromatin; DNA binding; protein heterodimerization activity. Lineage: Eukaryota; Metazoa; Chordata; Aves; Accipitriformes; Accipitridae. The coding region runs from base 306 to 695 and encodes 129 amino acids. The transcript has a single exon. Gene Ontology annotation, cellular component: nucleosome.
UCAGAACGAGACCAGCAGGUAAAAUGGCCGCAGCGCCCUCUAUUUAUAGCGUUGUUAUGCAAAUACCAGACCUCUAACUCGUACAAUUCGAUUGGACUUUCCUUCACGGGGGUGUAUCUUUGUCGCUGAUUGGUUACUAUAGGAUCCGUCUUCUCAUUGGUUGUAUAAGUGACGACUGUUUCCAGCCAAUCACCAAGCGCUAAUCCCGCCCAGGGAAGGGAUAAAAGGGAGCAGACGUUGCGUCAGUAUGAGCGUCUCGUUGUUGUCGGGCAGGGUCUGGUUGUAGUUUUUCAAGCGCCUAAAGUAUGUCCGGCCGCGGGAAGCAGGGAGGCAAAGUCCGAGCUAAAGCUAAGUCACGCUCGUCGCGGGCCGGGCUGCAGUUCCCCGUGGGCCGAGUCCACCGGCUCCUUCGGAAAGGCAACUACGCGGAGCGGGUGGGGGCUGGAGCGCCCGUGUACAUGGCGGCCGUGCUGGAGUACCUGACGGCCGAGAUCCUGGAGCUGGCGGGCAACGCGGCCCGCGACAACAAGAAGACGCGCAUCAUCCCCCGGCACCUGCAGCUGGCCAUCCGCAACGACGAGGAGCUCAACAAGCUGCUGGGCAAGGUGACCAUCGCGCAGGGCGGGGUGCUGCCCAACAUCCAGGCCGUGCUGCUGCCCAAGAAGACCGAGAGCCACAAGGCUAAAAGCAAAUAAGCUCAGCGAGCAAAGCUGCUCAGGCUUUUCACAAUAUAACAUUAUAACCCAAAGGCUCUUUUCAGAGCCACCCACACAGUCAGAAAAGAGUUGUGUUGCUUUCUUUACAAAAGUGCUUGGGUGCUAAGGGUUAAUAUGCUGAUUUUGUUACAGAGCUAAAACCAUGUUCUGUGGCAAUUUCUUAAAACUUCUGGCUCUUACAGGAGAAGAGUGAUACAUUUUUCUAGCUCCUCAUCCUUUUUAAAUGAAAGAACGCUAAUUGCAUUUGUAGUGAUUUGUUGAUUCUCUUGUGUUUUUCUUGUAACAGGAUUGGUAAAGUGCUCAUUCUUAAUGUUGAA